AUGGGCCAGACAGCAGGAACCAGACAACAGGAGCCAGAAAGCAGGAGCCAAACAGCGGGAGCUAGACAACAGCCAGCUAGCAGGAUCAAGAAAACAGGAGCCAAACAGCAGGAGCUAGAAAGCAGGGGCCAGAAAGAGCCAGAAAGGAGAGCCAGACAGAAGGAGCAAGAAAGCAGGGUCAGACAGCAGGAACAGCAGGAGCCAGAAAAAAGGAGAGCCAGACAGAAGGAGCAAGAAAGCAGGGUCAGACAGCAGGAGCCAGACAGCAGGAGCCAGAACGUACGAGCCAAACAGGAGCCAGAUAGCAGAGCCAGACUGCAGGUGCUAGACAGCAGGAGCCAAACAGCAGGAACUAUAAAACAGGAGCCAGACAGCAGGAGCCAGAAAACAGGAGCCAGACAACAGGAACCAGACAACAGGGGCGAGAAACCAGGAGCCAGACAGCGGGAGCUAGACAGGAGCCAGACAACAGGAGCCAGCCAGACAGCAGAACCAGACAGAGCCAGAAAGGAGAGCCAGACAGAAGGAGCAAGAAAGCAGGGUCAGUUAGCGGAGCCAGACAGCAGGAGCCAGAACGUUCGAGCCAAACAGGAGCCAGAUAGCAGAGCCAGACUGCAGGUGCUAGACAGCAGGAGCCAAACAGCAGGAACCAGACAACAAGGGCGAGAAACCAGGAGCCAGACAGCGGGAGCUAGACAGGAGCCAGACAACAGGAGCCAGUCAGACAGCAGAACCAGACAGCAGGAGCUAGACAGCAAAAGCCAGACAACAGAACCAGACAGCAGUAGCCAGAAAGCAGGAGCCAGACAGCAGGAGCUAGAAAGCAGGGCCCAGCAAUCAGGAGCCAGACAUCAGGAGGCAGACAGCAGGGGACAGGAAGGAGCAGCCAGACAGAAUAGCCACACAGCAGAAGCCAGAAAACAGCAAGUGCUAGACAGCAGGAGUCAAACAGCAGGAGCAAAACAGGAGCCAGACAGCAGGAGCCAGAAAACAGGAGCCAGACAACAGGAACCAGACAACAGGGGCGAGAAACCAGGAGCCAGACAGCGGGAGCUAGACAGGAGCCAGACAACAGGAGCCAGCCAGACAGCAGAACCAGACAGCAGGAGCUAG
This is a messenger RNA of Haliotis rufescens (red abalone), 1113 nucleotides long. Its product is annotated as golgin subfamily A member 6-like protein 22. NCBI's taxonomy places the organism in Eukaryota, Metazoa, Mollusca, Gastropoda, Lepetellida, Haliotidae. The coding region runs from base 1 to 1113 and encodes 370 amino acids. The record is from RefSeq and is a predicted model, not a curated record. The transcript has 6 exons.